Messenger RNA from Sorghum bicolor (sorghum), 1245 nucleotides. Its product is annotated as rhodanese-like domain-containing protein 11, chloroplastic. Lineage: Eukaryota; Viridiplantae; Streptophyta; Magnoliopsida; Poales; Poaceae. The coding region runs from base 60 to 929 and encodes 289 amino acids. The transcript is spliced from 10 exons. The record is from RefSeq and is a predicted model, not a curated record.
ACGGCUACAAGCCGGGGGACCUUUCCUGUCUGAAACUGGAAGCGAGCACAUCAGGAAAAAUGGCAGCGCCACCUCUCGGCCUCGCCUGCAGGGUCGCCGGGGCCUUCACCACACCGGCGGUGGCGCAUUCCGGUUUCCGCCCCCGACGUCUCGGCCCUGGUCUCCUCCCUUCAAAGAGAUGGAGCGGGGUGGUGAGGAUGGGGGCGGUGGUCGGAGGAGGGCAGGAGGGUGAGGAGGACGAGGAGCUGAGGCAGACCAAGGAGCAGGCUGCCGCCAGGAGGCGGUGGGAGACCCUGAUUAGGGAGCAGAAGAUUAAAACCCUUACACCAAGGGAAGCUGGCUAUACGUUCAAACUGACGGACAAGGCUCUUCUGGAUGUUAGACCCUCAAACGAGCGUCAAAAGGCUUGGGUGAAAGGCUCUACCUGGAUUCCUAUAUUUGAUGUGGAUACUUCAGUUGAUCUGGGCGGACUUAGCAAAAAAGUCAGCAACUUUGUAAUGGGUGGCUGGUGGAGUGGCAGCUCAACAUUGUCAUUUAAUAAGAACUUUGUACAGCAGGUUGAGGAGAAGUUUUCAAAAGAUACAGAUAUAAUACUAGUGUGCCAGAAAGGACUUAGAUCACUUGCCGCCUGUGAACAGCUGUACAAUGCUGGUUUUGAAAAUUUGUUCUGGGUACAAGGAGGCCUCGAAGCUGCCGAAGAGGAGGAUUUUGAGAGGGAAGGUUCCCAGCCUUUCAAGCUCGCCGCUAUUGGAGGGGUUUCUGAAUUCUUUGGAUGGACGGACCAGCAACGCAGGCAGGCCGCCAAGGAAGGACUCGGAUACCGGCUUGUCUUCACUGGUCGCUUGGUCGGAGCACUGGUGCUACUUGACGCUUUGUUUCUAGGCGCUCAAAGGAUCGGUCCUCUGCUUCAAGAAAUGCAACCUCAUUGAUCUCCGCAGAACGCUGCUGUAGCCAAGGUAGCUCUGCAAACGCGUCCGCUUGGGUUUAUUGUGUCAUCAGAGACACCAAGCAUGUUGUCCUCUGUACAAGUGUACAUGUAAAAGUUCGCAGCAGGGUCUUCGAGUUGCCUUUGUUGUAGGCCUGUAGCAUGAAUGAACGUAAUUUUUUUAUGAGUGUAUGUGCCAAGAGGAGCGCUUGGCACUUUGUAGCUGUUUAGCACGGCAAAAACAGAAGAAAUUCCUUUUUUGAGAGGCCAUGUCUUCCAUCCUGCAGCUGCUAGGAAUCAAUUCGGAAUAUUCCUUUUGA